AUGCCUCCUAGAAUUCCUAUCCUGCCGACUAGGUCGACCCUCUCCCUUAUCCGUUCCACGCAGUGCAGCUCCGCAAGCUCUAUUUCCUCUACGGCACUCCCACUUCGCGAUUCGGUACACCAGACUACUCGCCAGUUCGCAAGCAUAAGUUUACGCACUUCAAGAUGCAACUCUCCUUCGUCUUAUAGGGCCUUUAGCGGAACUUCCUCCUACCGCAUGAGCUCUACAUCGUCAGGUGGCAACGGAGAGAAAAAUGACGGUGGGAUUGCAGAACAGCCACUGGGACCGAACCAGGAUCAAUUGCCGCAUAUCCUUAAACGAGACAAAGAUGCUCUUAAGAAUAUGCCCCAGGUUCUUCGUGAUGAAAUUGCCUGGAGUCAGAACGGAAGUGGUUCCAAGCGAUCGUUCUCUACCUCUGCGAGAUUAGGCCAACAGGAGCAGAAAAGCGUUCAGGAUAACUCGUCGAAGGAUCCGUCGGUUGCCACGGUUGCUAAUAUGCUUGCUGCGUCGAACCGUGGAGAAUCCGUUGAAGUUGCGGAAGGAAUCCCAGAGGGCUUCAAGUUCGAGCCACCGACCCUGCCACUUCCACCAGAUGGACGUAUCAAUCGCCGCUAUGAGCCAUUGGUGGAGCAGUUUACCAAGCUAAUAAUGAAGCAUGGCAAGCUAUCUCUUGCUCAAAAGCACAUGGCCAAAAUUCUAGAGCACCUCCGUACAGCUCCACCACCACUCAUCGACUCAUCGAAGCCAUUCCUCCCCGGCCCGCCAUCACAACAGCUUCCUCUGAAUCCCAUUCUAUACCUUACUCUUGCCGUUGACUCUGUUGCUCCCCUUUUCCGAAUUCGCCAGAUACGGGGUAUUGCUGGUGGUGGUGCUGCACUCCCCAUCCCAAGCCCGCUUGCUUCACGCCAGCGUCGCCGAGAGGCCAUCUCAUGGAUCCUUGAUGCCGCUAACAAGAGGCGUGACAACCAGCUUUCUCAACGGAUAGCAAAUGAAAUCAUCGCCAUCGCCGAGGGAAAGAGCAGUACUUGGCUUAAGCGAGCAGCCAUUCAUAAACAGGCAGCAGUCUCCCGCGCAAACAUCCGCCGAGCAUCGCAGCAACGGAGGGGUAGGAAUCAGUAA
Molecule: messenger RNA, 1119 nt
Organism: Microsporum canis CBS 113480
Lineage: Eukaryota; Fungi; Ascomycota; Eurotiomycetes; Onygenales; Arthrodermataceae
Exons: 3
Coding region: 1-1119 (372 amino acids)
Biological process (GO): ribosomal small subunit assembly; translation
Cellular component (GO): ribosome
Molecular function (GO): structural constituent of ribosome; mRNA binding; rRNA binding
Source: RefSeq, a predicted model, not a curated record